AUGGAUAUGUUUUGCUUUUUACUAAAAAAGAAAAAAGGUUUCUUUAUUCAUUCUCUGUUUCACUUUUGUCAGCCAUCUUCAUUUAGUAAACAACCGAUUCUUGUUUCUUACACGGACGAACAGACUCUCUCUCUCUCUCUCUCUCUCUCUCUCUCUCUCUCUCUCUCUCUCUCUCUCUGUCUUCUGGUGACCUGCCUAUCUAUCUAUCUCUCUCUCUCUCUCUUUCUCUCUUUCCCUCUUUCUUUCUUUCUGUCUUUGGAGAGCAACUUCUUACCUUUUUUUUUCCUGUCGAUAAAAUUUCUUUUUUUCUUUCUUUCAUUUUAUUUCUUCCAUUCCAUUGAUGGCUUACUUUCUUUCUUUCAUUUAAUUUUAAAGGCACUUUUCUUUUUUUUUUCUUGUUAUUUUUACCUCUGUCUUUUCUUUUUUUUUUUUUCAUUGGGUCUUAUUUGUUCCUUCUUCUUUUUUCAUUCUUCCGUUUUUUCUGUUUUUCGACUUCUUUUUUUGGCAUCUGUGUUACAUUCUUUUUGCAUAUUUUCUUUCUUUAUUUCCUUCUGUCUUUCUUUUCUUUCAUUCAUUCAUUCUUUCUUCUUUUUUUCUUUCAUUCUUUUUUUCAUUCUUUUUCAUUCUUUCAUUCUUUUUUCUUUCUUUCUUCUUUUCAUUCAUUCUUUUCUUUCUUUCUCUUUUUCUUUUUUCUUUUUUUUUCAUUCUUUCUUUCAUUCUUUCUUAUUUUUUUCAUCUUCCUUUCUUUUCUGCGUCUUCUUUUCUUUCUUUCUUUCUUUCAUUCCAUUCAUUCUUUCUUUCCUUCUUUUUUUUAUUCUUUCUUUUCAUUCUUUCAUUCUUUCUUUAUUUUUUUCUUUUUCUUUUCUUCUUUCUUUUCAUUCUUCUUUUAUUUCUUUUCUUCCUUCUUUCUUUCUUUUUCUUCUUUUUCUUUUUUCUUCAUUCUCUUUCUGCUUUUCUUGUUUACUUUUCUUUUUUCAUCUUUUCUUUCUUUCUUUCUUUCUUUUUCUUUCUUUCUUUCUUUCUUUCAUUCAUUCUUUUCUUUCUUUUUUUUUUUUCUUUCUUUCGUUCUUUCUUUUUCUUUUAUUUCAUUCUUCCUUUCUUUCCUUUUUAUCUUUCUUUUCUUUCUUUCUGCCAGCAUUGUGUUACAUUCAAAUUUCUUUUCUUUCUUUCUUCUUUCCUUUUUCUUUCUUUCAUUCAUUUUCUUUUUCUUUCUUUCUUUCUUUCUUUCUUUCUUUCAUUCUUUUCAUUCUUUCAUUCUUUCUUUUCUUUCUUUCUUUCUUUUUCUUUCUUUCUUUCAUUCAUUCUUUCUUUUCUUUCAUUCUUUCAUUCUUUUCUUUCUUUUCAUUCUUUCUUUCAUUUCUUUCUUUCUUUCUUUUCUUUCAUUCUUUUCUUUCAUUUUCAUUCUUUCUUUUCUUUCUUUUCUUUCUUUCUCAUUCAUUCUUUCUUUCUUUCUUUCUUCAUUUUCUUUCAUUCUUUCUUUCUUUCUUUUCUUUCUUUCUUUCAUUUUUCUUUCUUUUUCUUUCUUUUCAUUCUUUCUUUUCUUUCUUUCAUUCUUUUCAUUCUUUCUUUCAUUCUUUCUUUCUUUCUUUCUUUCUUUCUUUCUUUCUUUCAUUCUUUCUUUCAUUCUUUCUUUCUUUAUUUUUUUUUUCUUUCUUUCGUUCUUUCUUUCUUUUAUUUCAUUCUUCCUUGCUUUCCUUUAUGGGCUUUACUUUUUACUUCUCCUUUCUGCCAGCAUCUGUGUUACAUUCUUUUUGCAUCUUUUCUUUCUUUCUUUCUUUCCUUCUUUCUUUCUUUCUUUCAUUCAUUCUUUCUUUCUUUCUUUCUUUCUUUCUUUCUUUCAUUCUUUCUUUCUUUCUUUCAUUCUUUCAUUCUUUCUUUCUUUCUUUCUUUCUUUCUUUCUUUCUUUCUUUCUUUCUUUCUUUCUUUCUUUCAUUCUUUCUCUCUUUCUUUCUUUCAUUCUUUCUUUCUUUCAUUCUUUCUUUCAUUCUUUCUUUCUUUCAUUCUUUCUUUCAUUCUUUCUUUCUUUCUUUCAUUCUUUCUUUCUUUCUUUCUUUCUUUCUUUCUUUCUUUCUUUCUUUCUUUCUUUCUUUCUUUCAUUCUUUCAUUCUUUCUUUCUUUCUUUCAUUCUUUCUUUCUUUCUUUCUUUCUUUCAUUCUUUCUUUCUUUCUUUCUUUCUUUUUCUUUUCUUUCUUUCUUUCUUUCUUUCUUUCUUUCUUUCUUUCAUUCUUUCUUUCUUUCUUUCUUUUUUCUUUCUUAAAUUUUUCUUUUUCUUUCUUCCUUUCUUUCUUACAUUUUUACUUCUUUCUUUCUUUUUUCUUUCUUUCUUUAGUUCUUACAUUUUUACUUCUUUCUUUCUUUUUUCUUUCUUUCUUUAGUUCUUACAUUUUUACUUCUUUCUUUCUUUUUUUUCUUUUUUCUUUAGAAAGGAAAAAUAUUAUCUAUAUAUACAUUAACCUGCUUAUAUCUAUCUAUCUAUCUAUCUAUCUAUCUAUCUAUCUAUCUAUCUAUAUCUAUCUCAUCUGUUCAUAUCUAUCUAUCUACCUAUCUAUCUAUCUAUCUAUCUAUCUAUCUAUCUAUCUUUCUAAGUCUGUUCAUAACCGUCUAUCUAUCUAUCUAUCUAUCUAUCUAAGUCUGUUCAUAACCGUCUAUCUAUCUAUCUAUCUAUCUAUCUAUCUAAGUCUGUUCAUAACCGUCUAUCUAUCUAUCUAUCUAUCUAUCUAUCUAUCUAUCUAUCUAUCUAUCUCUGAAUUGGCCUGUUCAUAUCUCUCGAUUCACGGUUAUUUGUCUAUCAGUUCUUUAUCCAUGCCUACCUGUAUCGAUCUCUUGUUGUUUUCUUUCUUUCUUCUUCGCUCUACGUUCCUCUUCCUUAAUACCAUUUUCUUCAGUUCCAGCUAUUACCUGCUGUCUUACCUCCCAGUCUUUUACCCUUCCUAUGUGCUUCUUUCUCUCUUUCCUCCGUCAUAUUUGAAUCUUUCUGUGCGCAUGCGUGUCUUGGAUUCCUCUCUUUCAAUAAAUUCCUCUUCUGUCUCUCUCUAUCCAAACAUUUCCUUUCAUGUUACACUUGCCAUCAAACGUCCAUUCUUCGAGUCAUCUCAUCGUCCAUUUUCUAUCAUCCUCUUUACAUCCGGCAAUGACCACUGUCUUCCCAGAAAUGUAUUACUGCCCCUUACACCCUUUCUUCCUUCUUUGUUUCUUUCCUUCUUUCUUUCUUUCUUUCUUUCCUUCUUUCUUUCUUUCUUUCCUUCUUUCUUUCUUUCCUUCUUUCUUUCUUUCCUUCUUUCUUUCUUACUUUCCUUCUUUCUUUCUUUCCUUCUUUCUUUCUUUCCUUCUUUCUUUCUUACUUUCCUUCUUUCUUUCAUUCCUUCUUUCUUUCUUUUCCUUCUUUCUUUACUUUCCUUCUUUUCUUUUAUUUUCUUUCUUUCUUACUUUCCUUCUUUCUUUGAUUCUUUCUUUCUUUUUUUUUUCACUUUCCUUCUUUCUUUUUUUCUUUUCUUUUAUUUCUUUCUUUCUGUCUUUCCAUUUUGUUUUUGUUCUUUCUUUCGUUCUUUAGUGCUUCGUUCGUUAUUUGUUUCGUUCGAUCUUUCAUUGAUUCUUUCUUUCUUUCAUUCAUUCUUUCUUUUUUCUUUCUUUAUUUAUUUCUUUCAUUCUUUCUUUCUUUCUUUUGGUUUUAUCAUUUUUUUCGUUUGUUCUUUCUUUCGUUCGUUCUUUCUUUCUUUUUACAUUCCUUUCGUUCGUUCUUGCUUUCUUUCUUUCGUUCUUUCUGUCGUUCGUUAUUUCUUUCUUUCGUUCUUUUUUUUUCUCUUCUGA
This is a messenger RNA of Acanthosepion pharaonis, 3807 nucleotides long. The record is from the annotation of a GenBank genome assembly. Lineage: Eukaryota; Metazoa; Mollusca; Cephalopoda; Sepiida; Sepiidae.